AUGCAAGGAACGUACGGAUGGCAGCCCGCUUGCACCGUCGCAGAGGAACAAUUGCAGAACUAUUUCGCGCGCAGAGCGCAUGAUCGCAUAUCCCUUCGCCGGGACAAUGGGGCUCGCCAACGAGCAAUGAGGUGGCAGCCGCGUAGGCAGCGCUCUUUCCUGUCUUCGUGGAGCUCCGCGGGUCCCCGCAGUUCUUCUGCGUGUAAGACCCACAAAGAGACUGAGGAUCAUGUGGCGGCGGCGGCCCGCACGGCCGGCUUCCUCAUGGCGAUCAGCGAGAGUGGCCUUGUGGUGCACAUCGAUGAAAUCAUCGGUGCCGAGUCCCUCUCCCAGCGGUACCGCUUCUUGAGCGUUGUCGCCGAUCGGAUGCCAGACUUGCGGUGCAUCGUGCACGAUGAUGCAUGUCACCUUGCACAGAUGGCGGCAUUACAAAAAGGGACUUCGGCCCUCAGCCAACGCCUGGCAAAUCUGCGUUUUGUCGUCGAUGAGUUCCACUCGACUGCUCAUGUGGGCCAGUGGUGCAAGGAGAACUGCCUUCCUGGACUCCCGCAGAAUCAGGCAGUGCUCGAUAACUUUCCCACGUCCAUGGCUGAGUCAGUGAACCACAAUUUUUCGCCAUUCGGGCACACCAUACACCAUAUGGGGCCAUAUUUGGCUAAAUUCUUCGCAGCAGAAAUGGCCGACAUUCACAACAUCAAGUUGCUGCAGAUUGCCCGCGAUAAGGCUCAGGUUGCAGAGAGGCGAGGAAAGCGGCGAAGAACAGAGCCGGGGGCCCAGGGCCUUCUUGCGUCUACAGAGGACGAACUCACUGAGCAGCAGGUGCGGUACCUGAUGACCCGGGCCCAGGCAGUGGUCGACCAGAACUUUUCUUUGGAUGACCACGUCCCGGACAAAAUCCGGGAAUUCAUCACGCCCAUCCAAGCCUCGACUUGUCAGGGCGCCUUUGCCUCCUUGUGCAUGGUUACCGCUUCCAUGGCCGCUCUAACAAAUGGCGCCAAAGUCCAGCUGUGGAGCCAGAAAGCAUCCCCUUUAGUGUGCAUCAUGCUGCAGGUUGCCCAGGCGCAGAAAGGCAAGAGCCGCCUCUGGGCGGUGGCAGAGGAGAUGCUCGACACAUGUGACGACAUCUUAGCUGAGCAUGCGGCGCAGCUGGCAGAGGGCCUCAACCAGGAGGCUGGGGCUGCGAGGCAGGAUGAGGAGCAUGAGCGCACGGAGGUCGUUGUAAAGAGCAUUUCUUUGCAGAGCUUCACGUUCACGGAGUUCUUUUUCCGCUGCUCUUCAGAGUUUCCGCAGUUGGAAUGGCAGCGAGGUGACAGGAAGAUGUCUGGCAGGCGCUACCCCUCACGCCUAUGGUUCGGGAACGGUUUCAACCUGGAUGAAGCGUAUGAGUUCCUCGAUGGGUUGGGCCUUCUCAGCAGCACCAAGGGAGAGGGAGGAAAGACCGCUUCACUCAAUGCAAGCACGCUCAACGCCUUGUUGCAAUCUGGACGGACCAAACGAGGCACUCGCACGAGCACCACCUACUGUGCCGCGCGUGCAAAGACAGUGUCCCUGUCCGUCCUUGGCAAUGCCCACCCAAGCAAAAUCAUCGCACUGGAUAGGCAGCUGCAGGGCAACCACACAGCCGCGUGCAAAGAACGCUUUUUGGUUUGCCUGGACAAUGCGGAGCCUCGGCAUGCGCCAUUUCCAGCUGCCAUCCCUGGCACACCUCGCGAAGCCUGGACCUGGCUGCCACUUACGGCUCAUCAAGCAGCCGUCUUUUCUUGGGAGUCUUUCUUGAAUGCGCCCGAGGACUCCUUCCCGCUAGAUGUUGGCGGGGCGCUACCAGGGCAUUUCGUGGGGCCAGAAGAAGGCUUCCCGGUUCGCUUGCCUGACGGCGUCGAAUCAAGGAUCAGGUAUAUCGCUCUGGAGUCACCCGCCCAAGGGCCGUUGCGGACAUGCACCGAGUUCCGUAUUUCAUCUCGGUGGGAUAUGACGGAUCCGACCCAGCAUCUCCAAGUUGCAGCUACUCGUGUCGUCCGCCAUUUCCUGGACAAACCACAUGCCGUCCUCCCUCUGACGGAAGAGGCUCGUCGUCUUCUGCUUGGCCGCUUGGCUUGUGUUGGUGCGUUUGUGAAACAGUUUUGA
Messenger RNA from Symbiodinium necroappetens, 2124 nucleotides. The record is from the annotation of a GenBank genome assembly. NCBI's taxonomy places the organism in Eukaryota, Dinophyceae, Suessiales, Symbiodiniaceae.